This is a messenger RNA of Trypanosoma theileri, 1188 nucleotides long. RefSeq lists its product as uncharacterized. The record is from RefSeq and is a predicted model, not a curated record. The coding region runs from base 1 to 1188 and encodes 395 amino acids. Lineage: Eukaryota; Euglenozoa; Kinetoplastea; Trypanosomatida; Trypanosomatidae. The transcript has a single exon.
AUGCGCAGAAGCAGAGAGCCAGAUAUUGGCAACACAGGAAGUCCAGAGAGUAGUGAGAAUAAAGGAAAAUACCCACAUGGCGAAGAAGGAAGUAUAGCACUUUCUCCUGUUCCCUAUGUUGGAUUGACUAGUAUUGGUCCAACACAUCCGGAUGAAACGAUUCCAACCUCUAUGAAUAAUUCUUGGUUGAUGGAAUCAGAAGUGAUGAGGCGUCGUCAGGAAGAUGAUGAGGUACGACACUAUUUAGUUCAACUUGAUUUACUACGACAAGAGUGUGAACGUGCUGGAAAGUUUCGAAAAGCACAAGAAUGUAUUGAUCGAAUUCGUGAAAUUAAUCUUCGUUAUGCCAAGAAAAUUGAAAUUGAAGCUCGAAAAGUAAAUGUGGGAUGGAAGAAAAAGAUGAUGGAGGAACAACAACUUGAACUUCUUACUUUUCAUGCUAUGUGGGAGAAUAAAAUGAAAGAAUAUGAUGAGGGAGCAGAACUUUUAAGACGUGGACUUCAUCGACAACAAACAAUGGAAAUGCAAUCAGAGGAAGAUGUUAUUCGAUUAGAACUUAUGGAGAAGCGUCCAAGACCUUCAAAGGCUUUAGUAGAUCUUCAAGAUAAGUUAAAGGUGUAUGUGCAGCAAAAAAUGUACAUGGACGCUGAUCACGUAACAAGAGAAAUUAAUCGUCGAAAAAGAGAAGAACAAGAAAAUUUUGAAAAGUAUUUGGAAAGGAAACUGCGUGAGCGUCUUCAUGCGGUUGCGGAACGAUUACGUGUAGAACGAAUGGCAGUAGAACAGCGACUCACAGUGAAUAGGGAGGAACUGCUCUCUCAACGUCGACAAGAUUUUAAUAUACUCACCAAAAAACAUAAGGCUGCUAUUUCUGCUCAAGAACAAUCUAUUUCUCUUAUUAUUACAAAGGCACAAGAUUGUAUUCAUCGUCAAGUAAAAGCGUAUAUUAAAGAUCCUGUAAAAACAGGAUUAGACCUUAUACACUUAUCAGAAGUAGCACUUGGAGGUGGUGGACAACACCGCAGUGGGAGUGUCAAUAGGAAGAAGAUAGAGUGGGGUGCAAGUGGAAGGGAAGGGACUUCUUUUCUCUCUGCUAGACACCGAGAUGCUUCUUCUAAACAGUUUUCUUCAAUACAGCAGUCUCCUGUUCGUGCAGCGACAUCUAUUCGGCCUCCAUGGCAAGACUAA